Molecule: messenger RNA, 2825 nt
Organism: Anarrhichthys ocellatus (wolf-eel)
Lineage: Eukaryota; Metazoa; Chordata; Actinopteri; Perciformes; Anarhichadidae
Gene: nup85
Product: nucleoporin 85
Exons: 19
Coding region: 111-2057 (648 amino acids)
Biological process (GO): protein import into nucleus; positive regulation of DNA-templated transcription; mRNA export from nucleus
Cellular component (GO): nuclear pore outer ring
Molecular function (GO): structural constituent of nuclear pore
Source: RefSeq, a predicted model, not a curated record
UCGAAUGAAUGAGUGAGGCGCGCGAGAGGACCUGUAGUUCAUGUGGUGGAGUGUUUACAGCUGAAUAGUUGUUCAUUUAUAAUAUAUUGUGUCUAUAAUAUCGGUCUCUGAUGGAGGAGGUAGACGUGGAGCCGGCGGUCACAAAUAUUCCUGCAGCCAGUGACGGGAAGCAUUUGGGAUUUGCAUGGGGUCCAGGUGACAUCCUCGUGUAUGAGACCCUUUACAAAGCAUCAGAUGCUAAAGGAUCAUGCUGCUCCUUCAUCCAUGAAGUCAGGAAAGAUGAGGAUAUAUACUCCCCCAUUUUACGCAAACUCUUCAAUGAGUCGCAUCACAUCUUUGUUGGCCUGCAGACGAUUAGAGAGGACCUCCCCAGCAAGAACAAGAAACCCCAAUUUGUCAGCAUCAGUAAAAACUACAGAUCCGUGAUACGAGCCUGUAUGGAGGAGCUUCAGCAAGUCGCAGUUUCUACAAAAGAUGCAGAAAUAGCGACGCAAUAUGGAAAUCAGGUGUCCAUUCUGUUGGCCAUAGAACUGAUCUGGAAUCUGUGUGAAGUGCUGUUCAUUGAUGCUGCUCCUGCGGGUUCCCUGUUACUCCACCUCCUCGACUGGGUAAGGCUACAUAAGGCUGAUGUGGAUGAGAAGGCCAGAGAAGUGCUGCAAAGUGAGAGCCCUGCUGAGCACCACGACUACUGGGAUGUGGUGGUGAGUUAUGUGCUGCAGGGCAGGUUGGAAGAAGCCAGACAGAUGCUGGUGAAGCAGGCCACCCUGCAGCCUGCUGCCAGGAACAUGUACAAGCUGAUGGACACUUUGCUCAGCAAGAUGCCAUUCUACAACCCUGGUGGCACUCAGACGCUGACAGAGUUUGAUGUGAAGUGGAGACACUGGCAUGACGAGGUGAACCGCUGCCUGCAGGACAACUCGUUCGCCAGCAAUCAACACCUGGAGAUCCUCUGCAAGAUCCUAGUGGGGGAUGAAGACACGUUGCUGGAUCACAAGGACCUCCUGAGCACAUGGUACCACUUCCUGGUCACUAGACUGCUCUUCUGCCACCCCACGGUCAAACCCACCGAGUUACAUUACUACGCACAGUCAUGCAUGACGAUGUUUCUAGACUUGAGGAGCGUCCCAGAGCCCCUGGACAACAUCUUGCUGGCUGCCUUUGAGUUUGACAUCCAUCAGGUCAUCAAAGACUGCAGCAUUGCUCUCAACAACUGGUGGUUUGUGGCCCAUUUGACGGAUCUGUUGGAUCAUUGCAAACUCCUCCAGUCUCACAAUCUGCACUUUGGCUCCAACUUGAGAGAGUUUCUCCUGUUGGAAUAUGCUUCUGGUCUCUUCACUCAUCACAGUCUGUGGCAGUUGGCCGUGGACUACUUUGACCACUGCCCAGAGUUCGGCCGUGUCUACCUGGAGCUGCAGAUUGAGCGCGUUCCUUUAGACACAGAGCGCAAAGCCCUCAAGGUGCUCCGGAUCUGUGAGCAGAGGCAAAUGUCCGAGCAAGUGCGGAGUAUCUGUAAGAUCAUGGCUAUGCGGGCGCUGAGGAACAACAGACUGGGCUCUGCUCUCUCCUGGAGCAUCAGGGCCAAAGAUGCUGCCUUUGCCACGCUCAUUUCAGAGAGGUUUCUACAGGAUUACUGCGCCAAAGGGACCUUCUCUGAUUUGGACCUGAUAGACAACUUGGGUCCGGCGAUGCUCCUCAGCGACAGGCUCACGUUCCUCGGGAAGUAUCGUGAGUUCCACAAGCUGUACGGAGAGAAGCGCUUCAGCGAGGCGGCCAAGCUGCUCCUCUCUUUAAUGACGGCCAAGAUCGCCCCCCGGAGCUUCUGGAUGACUCUGCUGACCGACGCCCUGCCGCUGCUCGAGCAGAAACAGGUGAUCUUCUCGGCGGACCAAACCCAUGAGCUGAUGUUCUGUUUGGAGGAGCUCACCUCCUCGCUGAACGCCUCAGACAAGCCCCCGCAGGAUGAAGACAUAGAGCUGACCAAAGUGGAGCUACUGAGACUCGCCCUGGCGAGGAACCUGGCCAUGGCGAUCAUCAAAGAGGGAACUGUGGAGGCAUGAGUGGCGACAGUAAAAAGAAAAGCUCUUCUUUUGCAUUUUUGUAUUGUAUAUAAAGUUCAAGUAAUCAAAAUGUGCCGUUUGAUAAUAAAACUCUUUUCUGACUCUCAAUAAGUGAAAUAACGUCAGACAUCCGUUGAAAGUAUUUAUUUGUUUCAGGUAGCGAACACACGGUCAUACAAUAAAGAAUAGCUACAUUACACGCUAUGUACAGUACACGCCUCGUCUGUGCAUCCCAUAUGACGAGCUGAGGACGACCAGAGGGACCUACGGGAGGAUCAGCAGGACUGAUUCAUGAAACGUUACCCACAGCACAGCCUCACUGCUGAACACACACUUCAUCCACCUGGUGACGGACUUCCCUUUAAAUUUACAUUUUUUUUUCAGUUCACAUUUUCUAGGUUCAGUGAUGCACUGAAAUACUAUAACGGAACAGAAAACAAUAAAUAAGACACAAAUACUCCCAACACUGACAUCGGUAGAGGAGUAAAUCAUCUUUAAAUAUAAAAACAAAAAUAUGAUAACCCACUGCUAACAUCACCACUGAAAUGGGAACAAUCACCUUUCAUUUAUUCUCAAAAGAAAAAACUAAUUCCGUGAAAUAAAACCAGAGUUGGACUCAAACAUAACGACAGUCAUGAAUACAAAUGAACCACCUUAAGUGCAGUCGGUUUCCUUUACAGCACAAAAUUAAAUAUUGUUGGUCCACUACAUAUUUGAAUAGGAUAAAUGAUAAACAGGUAACCAUGUCAAACAUCUUGAUGUCUGAAA